Homo sapiens (human) is the source of this 6443-nucleotide messenger RNA. RefSeq names its product centriolar coiled-coil protein 110 (gene CCP110). The transcript is spliced from 16 exons. The coding region runs from base 1245 to 4283 and encodes 1012 amino acids. Gene Ontology annotation, cellular component: centrosome; microtubule organizing center; centriole. Gene Ontology annotation, biological process: ciliary basal body organization; centrosome duplication; regulation of cytokinesis. Lineage: Eukaryota; Metazoa; Chordata; Mammalia; Primates; Hominidae. The record is from RefSeq and is a predicted model, not a curated record.
GCAGCCUGAGAUCCGUAAUAUGGCGGGGAGGAGGAGGAGAAGGCGGCGGCGGACCGAGCUGCGCUCUGUCAGUACCAUUUGAGCCAUUCGCUUCCUGACAAGGCCCGUGGCGAGGGGAGAGGAGCUGAAGGGGCCGUGGGGGAUCAGUUUCAUUUGAAACCUACGGGGAACCAAGCACUGUCGCUGCCCUCCAGGAAUUCAUACUCUACUGCUAAAAAUCGUCAUCAUCAUUAUCCUCUUAAUAAGAAAAGCAGUCCCCAUUAUUUGUUGCUUUCUGCGUGUUCUGCACUACGUUAAUUGCCCUACAUGCAUUAGCUCAUUGAAUUCUUACAACAUUCCUUUGAGACGGAUACCGUGAUCAUCCCUCUUUUACAGAGGACGAAACAGGUGUGGGGAUGGUAACUGGCUUGCCAAGAACUUGCAGCUAGUACGCAUCUGAAUAAGAAAUCUUCCCCUUUACCGCUUUUACAAGAAGUUUGCGUCUUUGGCGGAACUGAUGGGCAAAGAAACACUAGGUUCUGCAAAAAAAAAGCAGGAUCUGUUCUGUGUUACUUUUACCACUCUUUUCAGUGACAUGUCUGGCAGAGCACGGGUAAGGAGCAGAUAGGACCAUGAGUCUACGGGGUUUGCAAAGAGGCUCAUUUGCACAAGGGUCAGUGGUUCUCUGUGGUAUAAAUGGAGAAGACGGCAUGUCUGAACCUGCUGUAGCUGACAAAUUAUUACUGGAAGUGGACCAGUGAUGCCUGAUGGCAAGAUAUAGAGCAGUAGAUUUGUGGCUGGGGUAGCCUUGUAGUCAGGGCUCCCUUAAAAUAAAACCUUGCUGACAGUGGUAAUUGUAGUGUGAAAGGCAUAGUGUCCUCUUGCUUAAUCAUGGGAUACAGACUGCUCACUUCUUAAAUGGUUACCUUUGCAGUUUAAGAGGUACCAGUUUCUCUGGGACUAGAGCCAUGGUGAAAUUUCCAUUCUCUAAAUUCCACUCUUCCUUGCUAGCUUCGGUGUAUAGUCCGCCUUCUUUUUUUCUUCUGGUUUACAUUAUUGUUUGAGCUUAUUAUUAUUCUUAUUCAUUUAUUCAAUACUUUUAUCAAGUGCCUGCUGUGUGCUGAUACUGUUCUGUGUAAUGGGGAUUCAGUGAACAAGACUGAAAAGGUACCUGUACUUAUGGCGCUUACAUUUUGGUGGAGGAAGACAGACAAAAAUCAAGGAAAUAAACACGAUAAUUUCAGAUAGUGUGUGACUGUGGGAAGAUGGAGGAGUAUGAGAAGUUCUGUGAAAAAAGUCUUGCCAGAAUACAAGAAGCAUCACUAUCCACAGAGAGCUUUCUCCCUGCUCAGUCUGAAAGUAUCUCACUUAUUCGCUUUCAUGGAGUGGCUAUCCUUUCUCCACUGCUUAACAUUGAGAAAAGAAAGGAAAUGCAACAAGAAAAGCAGAAAGCACUUGAUGUAGAAGCAAGAAAGCAGGUUAACAGGAAGAAAGCUUUACUGACUCGUGUCCAGGAGAUUCUUGACAAUGUUCAGGUUAGAAAAGCACCUAAUGCCAGUGAUUUUGAUCAGUGGGAGAUGGAAACAGUUUACUCUAAUUCAGAAGUCAGAAACUUGAAUGUUCCUGCUACAUUUCCAAAUAGCUUUCCAAGCCAUACGGAACACUCUACUGCAGCAAAGCUUGAUAAGAUAGCUGGGAUUUUGCCAUUGGAUAAUGAGGACCAAUGUAAAACUGAUGGAAUAGACUUAGCUAGAGAUUCAGAAGGAUUUAAUUCUCCGAAGCAAUGUGAUAGUUCCAAUAUUAGUCAUGUAGAAAAUGAAGCUUUUCCAAAGACCUCUUCAGCAACCCCACAAGAAACUCUUAUUUCUGAUGGUCCCUUCUCAGUAAAUGAACAACAGGAUCUACCACUUUUGGCAGAAGUCAUCCCAGAUCCCUAUGUAAUGAGUCUUCAGAAUCUGAUGAAAAAGUCAAAGGAAUAUAUAGAAAGAGAACAAUCUAGACGCAGUCUGAGAGGUAGUAUCAACAGAAUUGUUAAUGAGAGUCAUUUAGACAAAGAACAUGAUGCUGUUGAAGUGGCUGACUGUGUAAAAGAGAAAGGCCAGUUGACAGGCAAACACUGUGUCUCAGUUAUUCCUGACAAACCAAGCCUUAAUAAAUCAAAUGUUCUUCUCCAAGGUGCUUCCACUCAAGCAAGCAGCAUGAGUAUGCCAGUUUUAGCUAGCUUUUCGAAAGUGGACAUACCUAUACGAACUGGCCAUCCCACUGUUCUAGAGUCUAAUUCUGAUUUUAAAGUUAUUCCCACUUUUGUUACCGAAAAUAAUGUUAUCAAAAGUCUUACAGGUUCAUAUGCCAAAUUACCUAGUCCAGAGCCAAGUAUGAGUCCUAAAAUGCACCGAAGACGUUCCAGGACAUCAUCAGCGUGUCAUAUACUUAUAAAUAACCCAAUAAAUGCCUGUGAAUUAAGCCCUAAAGGAAAAGAACAGGCAAUGGACUUAAUUAUUCAAGAUACUGAUGAAAACACAAAUGUGCCCGAAAUUAUGCCAAAGUUACCAACUGAUUUAGCGGGAGUUUGUUCAAGCAAGGUUUAUGUGGGCAAAAAUACAUCUGAAGUCAAAGAAGAUGUGGUUUUAGGUAAAUCAAAUCAGGUAUGUCAAUCUUCAGGAAAUCAUUUAGAAAAUAAAGUUACUCAUGGACUUGUUACUGUGGAAGGUCAGUUAACAUCCGAUGAGAGAGGCGCACACAUAAUGAACAGUACCUGUGCUGCGAUGCCAAAGCUGCAUGAACCAUAUGCCAGCAGUCAGUGUAUAGCAAGUCCAAACUUUGGAACUGUGAGUGGACUCAAGCCAGCCAGUAUGUUAGAGAAAAACUGCAGUUUGCAAACAGAACUGAAUAAGUCUUAUGAUGUAAAAAACCCUUCUCCUUUAUUGAUGCAAAACCAGAAUACGAGACAGCAGAUGGACACACCUAUGGUGUCCUGUGGAAAUGAACAAUUUUUGGAUAACAGUUUUGAGAAAGUUAAACGGAGACUUGAUUUAGAUAUUGAUGGUUUGCAAAAAGAAAACUGCCCUUAUGUCAUAACAAGUGGAAUAACUGAACAAGAAAGGCAACAUUUGCCAGAAAAAAGAUACCCUAAGGGAUCUGGCUUCGUUAACAAGAAUAAAAUGUUAGGAACUAGUUCCAAAGAAAGCGAGGAGUUACUAAAAAGCAAGAUGUUAGCUUUUGAAGAAAUGCGGAAGAGACUAGAAGAACAGCACGCCCAGCAAUUAUCACUACUCAUAGCUGAGCAGGAAAGGGAACAAGAAAGACUGCAAAAGGAAAUAGAAGAGCAGGAGAAAAUGUUAAAAGAGAAGAAGGCAAUGACAGCGGAAGCCUCUGAGUUGGACAUUAACAAUGCAGUGGAAUUAGAAUGGAGAAAAAUAAGUGACUCUAGUUUGCUGGAAACAAUGCUGUCUCAAGCGGACUCACUCCAUACUUCAAAUUCAAAUAGUUCUGGUUUCACAAAUUCUGCCAUGCAAUAUAGCUUUGUUUCUGCAAACGAAGCACCAUUCUACCUCUGGGGAUCAUCAACUAGUGGCUUGACCAAACUCUCAGUAACAAGGCCUUUUGGAAGAGCCAAAACUAGAUGGUCUCAAGUUUUUAGUCUGGAAAUACAAGCAAAAUUUAACAAAAUAACUGCAGUGGCAAAAGGAUUUCUUACUCGUAGACUUAUGCAGACAGAUAAGCUGAAGCAACUUCGACAAACUGUAAAAGAUACUAUGGAAUUCAUAAGAAGUUUUCAGUCAGAAGCACCAUUAAAGAGAGGCAUUGUUUCAGCUCAAGAUGCUUCACUUCAGGAAAGAGUGUUAGCUCAGUUGCGAGCUGCCUUGUACGGUAUUCAUGACAUAUUCUUUGUAAUGGAUGCAGCUGAAAGAAUGUCUAUUCUACAUCAUGAUCGAGAAGUUCGCAAAGAGAAAAUGCUCAGGCAAAUGGAUAAAAUGAAAAGUCCACGAGUGGCUCUUUCAGCUGCAACACAGAAGUCUCUUGAUAGGAAGAAAUACAUGAAAGCUGCUGAAAUGGGAAUGCCAAAUAAGAAAUUUCUGGUUAAACAAAAUCCUUCUGAAACAAGAGUCCUUCAGCCAAACCAAGGACAGAAUGCACCUGUUCAUAGGCUACUUAGUAGACAAGGAACCCCUAAGACAUCAGUGAAGGGGGUUGUGCAAAAUAGACAGAAGCCUUCACAGAGCAGAGUGCCUAACAGAGUGCCUGUUUCAGGAGUAUAUGCAGGAAAAAUCCAAAGAAAGCGGCCAAAUGUUGCGACAAUUUAAGAAGACAACAUUCAUUAGGAUAAAAUGGGGGGAAGGAUUAUUAUUCAUGUUAUUUUCCCUGCCCAAGACUUUAUUUAACCCUGGACUCCGUUUACACAGACAAAGUGACAUCAGAAGGCUGAGCACUUAUCUGGAUCAUUUGGUCAGUUUGGUAAUUCCUGCUCCACACCCCUAUUUUCCUCUUAAUAAUACGUUUGGGUGAAGACAAAUUAGUGUUUAGUAAUUGCAUCAUCUCUGUGCUUACCUAUACAAACAUAAGUUUAUUUUAUAUGCCCAGAUGUCUACAGAGACCCUUUUUGUAAAUGUCAAGGACAUUUGGAUUUACUUUUACAGAAUAUUGAAAAGAUAAGACAAAUUAUAAAUAAGUUCUAAAACAUAAAUUUAAUUCAUCUCUGCAUAGUGAUUUUUGAAUUUGAUUCAAAGGGAAAUUAUUGCAGAAGAAUGCCUUUCCCUCAUUUUAUAACUUUAAAAACUUGGAUUAACCACUCAAUGUCCACUUUCUUUGACUUACAGUAUAACCAUGUAGCCAAUUGUGGCCCACUAAAAUCUACAGAAGUUAAUGUGGGUCACCAUUUUGGUCAGAAGCAUACAUUCCUGUCAGACAACUAGUUGUCUGACAGAAAUGUUAGGCUUCAUGUAUGUUACCCCAGUACUGUUAGAAACAUUUGUACUAGGUUAUAAGAUCUUUCUGUGACAGGUAACAAAUUUGGGGAAGACAGCACAAUCUUCUUGAAUGUAGCUCUUGGGAAUGCAUUAUUACAUCCAUUUCUGUAACAUAAUAAUAUGUUGCAUGCAGUUAUAUUUUCUAUUUAGUCUGUAUAUUUUGUUCUUCAUAGUCUGUUUUUUCUAGCAUGCUUGAUUUAGGAGAGAAUAAAGGGCUAUAUAAUAAUAAAUCCAGAUUUCCGGAUAAGAAUAUUGCCUGGUUAAAAUUCUGCAUUGCUUAAAGACACCCAUGUUUAAGAUUUUUCAUCACUAACAUAUCCAUUAAAAGUAUCAACUGGCCAGGCAGGGUGGCUCACGCCUGUACUCCCAGCAUUUUGUGAGGCCAAGGUGGGUGGAUCACCUGAGGUCAGGAGUUUGAGACCAGCCUGACCAAACAUGGCGAAACCCCAUCUGUACUGAAAAUACAAAAAUUAGGCAUGGUGGUGCAUGCCUGUAGUUCCAGCUACUUGGGAGGCUGAGACAGGCGAAUUGCUUGAACCUGGGAGGCAGAGGUUGCAGUGAGCUGAGACUGUGCCAUUGCACUCCAGUCGGGUUAACAGAGCAAGACACUGUCUCAAAAAAAAAAAAAAAAAAAAGUAUCAACCAACAAAUGUUACCAAGAUAACGUGACUUCAUGAGGGAGAAUGUCACUAUUAAUUUAUCAUACCAUUUCCAAAAAGGGCUUUGUGCUUUUCACAUAAAAUUGAGACAGUGUAUAUUUAAUCUAAUUUAAAUUUUAAAGAGAUACUGGUAUUUUGAAAAUGCAACCUAUAUAUAUUCUUAAUAUCCUUUUAAGAAUAUGGAGAUGAAGAUUGUUUUCUCCAAUUUUCUGUGCCAUUUUAAAUUUAACUUUGACAUCCAGCUAUAGACAGAAAUAAUAAGCCACCCUGGGUGUAAACUUGAUUUUCUUUAUUGAGAUGUAUCAUGUAUUGAAUGAGUGAACCAGAAAAUUAGAAGAUGGUCAAAAAAAGUCCAAGUUACCAAUUUUUUAAAAUUUAUAGGCAAAGUAUCAAAUUGUCUUCUUAAUAUGAUAAACUGUGCUUUAUCAUUCUGAAAACUCAGGAUACAGCUUAUUCAUAGCAUUGUGGGUCUCUCCAGUAAGAAAGAUGCUAAAAGUUUUGUGCACUUUUUGUGUGUGUAAUGCAAAUUAGUUAAAACAAAUAGUUUUGGAGAAAGUUAAAACUAGCUUUAGAGUAAGGAUGAGAAACUUGAGUGUUUUUAAUUUAAAGAUAAAAGCCUGUGUUUUACACAUUCUUUUUUGGUGUUCAUAGCUUCUUCUCAUACAGGUGCCAGACACUGUUUGUGCUUUUGAUGGAUUUUUAUUUAUAUACUUUUUUUGCUUAUUUUUACUUUGAGUGGAAUGUUCAUUAAUGUAAAUUGUAUUUAUUUUUAUACUUUUAUUUUCACUAGUUUUGCUUCUAGGCAAAAAGCAAAAUAAACUUUUCAUCUUAAAGAAAA